Messenger RNA from Arxiozyma heterogenica, 2508 nucleotides. RefSeq lists its product as uncharacterized. The transcript has a single exon. The record is from RefSeq and is a predicted model, not a curated record. NCBI's taxonomy places the organism in Eukaryota, Fungi, Ascomycota, Saccharomycetes, Saccharomycetales, Saccharomycetaceae. Bases 1 to 2508 code for a protein of 835 amino acids.
AUGGAAGAUAUUCUUCUUAAUGAAAGAAAUAAUAUAGGGACAAUAAGUAAAUUACAUUCUUUAUGCAAGUCUUUUCCAUUGGACCCUAAGUCUAGUUUUGAUCCUAUCUACAAGAUCAGUAUCAAAUUAAAAUCGCUUAUACAGACGUUGCAAACUUUAUAUGAUAAACAUUGCACCCUUUAUUCUACAUUAGCAAAUAAUGUUUUGGAUAAUAGUAAUAUAGCUAUAUAUAAUGACGCUGAUUUUUUAGUUCCUUAUGAAACUUUUUUUCAAAAUGGUAUAAGAUUAAUUUUUAAUUCCACAAAUUCAACAUUUAGGUCACUAGAAGAAUCUGAUUUUAUUAAACUAUUUAUUUCAAUAUAUUCACAUUUAAAAAUUUCACUUCAAAACGUUACCGAAGUACAAAAAUUGAAUCAAGCAGUAAAAAAUUUUGAGAAUGAGUUUCAUCAAGAAUUUAGAAAAGCUUACUCUAAUUCAUAUAAAGGUGGUAAAGUAAUUGACAUUCUAUCUUACUCGUCAAAUAAAAUCCAAUAUCCUGAUAUUGAAUCAAAAAAUAUUGUCCAAACUCACUUAGUUAAAUUAAACUCUCAGAAAUUAGGACUCAAAAAGAUGUUAGUGGAAAUUGUAGAACUUAAUACCAAUGAAUUAGCGUUUUUUAAAAUCGAGUCACAUCUUUCAAUUACACCUAUGAAAUGCACUGCACAUAAUUUAUUAAAAGAAUUACGUACGGGUAGAUUUCAACUAUUAAACUUCAAUAAAUGGUUAUUAUUUGUGCCGUUAAAGCCAAAUGAUAUAAAGAUUUUAGAAUAUACUAAUACUGGAUUGAAAAUGGAAACGCUGAUCGGUAACAAUGUUCAGUUAUCUAUAAAUUCAGAAAAUUUAUUGGAAUGGAAGACCAUAUGGAAGAAAAAGUUCGAACAAUAUUUUGAAGAUAGAAGAGAAAAACCAUCACAAAGAAAGAAAUCAUUGAGGUCAGAGCUAUUCUCAAACAUCCUUGAUGUUAAUUCAUUUGAGCAAAACAAUCAAAAUUAUAUAGAAUAUAAUAAAAACUUGGAUCUUAACUCACAAACGUAUCACGUUAAUAGUUUGAUUGAUUUAAAUCAACCUUGCAUUAAAGAGAAAUCUAUGACAGAAAUAGAACAUUUAAGCUAUGAAAAAUUAAUGGAAUUAAACAAUAGUAUCCCUAUUGAAUUAUCUCCAGCACCUCAACAGGCCCCGUUAUCAAAACAAAUAAUAAGAUCUGUGUCAGAUAUAUGUACUAUUGAACAAGUAGACCCUAGAAUAUCGACUGAGAGUGAUACACAUGAAAUAUACAGUAUUAUUUCCGAGAUAGAGGAUGCUCAUCUUGACGACAACGAUAAUGAUGAAGACAAUACUGAUAUGUUUGAUAGUUCUAGUAUAUUUUAUUCAAAUAUAUUAGACUAUGAACCAAGACUAUUAAAACGAAGAUCAAGUUCAUUAUUAAGUAUCUUUAGUUCUAAGAAAAAAUCGGAUAAAGAACAACCUCAACAUACUGGACCUUAUUUUUCAAAGUCAUUUUCACAAUCUUCAUUUAUGUUUGGCGAGAUCAAAAACAGUACACAAGAAUUGGUUAAAAAAACAUAUGUAUCUGGCUUGGAGCAAGAUGAUCUAGUUAAUAGUUUAAAUUUAUUUCAUGACCAGCUGAUAAACUUAUCAUAUUGGACUAAAGAUAAUUGUUGGAAAAAUAUUGGUGAUAAAAGUGUUACACUUCAGAUUUUACGUUUGCGCAAUGGUUCAACAAUUAUGUGCGCAUAUAAAGGAGAAGAUCAUAAUAAAUGUUAUCUUGUUUCUAAAGUUUCUAGUAAAGUAAAAGUGAUGCAGACAACUGCACGAGAUGUUCAACUAAAAUUUAGUAGUAAAGAAGUUAUUAGACAUUCAUUCCCUCAUGAUAUAGAUACAUUGUUGUUAACAGCCAGAUAUCAUAAUACUGAAACACUAUUAAAUAUUUUAUCAAAAAGUAUUAGGAAUAAUUUUAAGAACCAACUGCCAAGUUCGGUUACAGAAGAAACGCUAUCUACAAAGGCUUCUUCUAAUUUAACAUCUUCUAUAUUUUCCUAUAAAUCUUCUUCAUCUUUUUCAUCUAUUUCUUUGGACAAAUUUGGGACAAAUGAUAGUUCGUAUUCCAAUUCUCUGAAUACGAAGGUUACAAGCACUAAGAUCCAGUUACAUCUACUACUAUCUAACGUUAGAACAAAAUAUCACAGUCUAGAAAAUGGCAAGUUUUGGAAACUACUUGACAUAGGAAACACUACAAUAUAUUCUCAAAAUAUACAGUAUAUUAACGCUAACUUUCGAGUUGGUGCUACAUUUGAAUUUGUUGCUUCAAGUGGUACAGUUAAAAGGUUUACUUGUCACAUUUCAAAUAUUCAUAGGCUAAAAAAGACUGGAAUAGUGAUACAAGACGAGAAUAAUGAAUAUCAUUUAUUGGCAUUUUCAAAUUUAACUAUUGCUGACCAUGUGUUUAAGUUAAUUCAUGCAGUACUUUAA